This is a messenger RNA of Larimichthys crocea (large yellow croaker), 2638 nucleotides long. Its product is annotated as tripartite motif-containing protein 16-like. Bases 785 to 2458 code for a protein of 557 amino acids. The record is from RefSeq and is a predicted model, not a curated record. The transcript is spliced from 3 exons. Lineage: Eukaryota; Metazoa; Chordata; Actinopteri; Sciaenidae. Gene Ontology annotation, molecular function: protein binding; zinc ion binding.
CACACACACACACACACACACACACACACAGACACACACACACACACUCGCUGUGGUUCAGGUUAUGCAACUUUUCUGUUCUGCUGAGUUGAGCCGACAUGAAGCAAAAACACAUCCACCAUGUGUUUUCAAUUCAUUUCAUAUUCGUUAAUGUGACUUCUGCGUCUUUUUAAUGUGCGGCCACCAGCGCGGUGAUGAGGGGUCGCCCCUUCUCUGUCUCUGUACUGAAAUAAUGAAGUUUACUGUGAAACGGCUUUGAACUGGCGGAGCUUGUUUGCAGUUUCACCAGUAUUAAGUCAGUAAUGACGACAUAAGUGAGGCUGAGCUGCGAUAAAUCGUGUCUAUGCAGACACUGAAGCCAGAUCUGUGAGUUAAGUAAGUGGUGAUAAGAGCUGAUAGGCCUCAUUCUGAGCGUUUAUCAGCACGUGAACAUUAAAGAAAAGGAGUCUGAGGAGCUCAGCUGGACCAGGAAACUAUUUCGUGUUCGAUCUUUCCGGAUCUACUGAAGGAUCGGGUGACUAUUCCCUGUGGACUCCUCCUCUUCCUGGACUGAACCAAAGCUUGAUAACCCCUCCCUCUUCUUCCUGCUCUCAAACACAGCCAGCUCCACUCUGUCCACAUGUUUCCUUGUUCCCUCCCCUUCAGAUCUCCAGUUUGAAGAUGGGUGUAACCAACACGUCAGGCCCCGUUCACUGCAGAGACACAUGUUGUUGAGAUCAGAGCUCAGACUAGUUUCAUUUCUGAGGAAGUGAAACUCAGACAGUUGUUGUCACAGAGAGCUGAAAUGGCGCAGAAAGGAGCUCAGCUGGCUGAGGAAACUAUUUCUUGUUCGAUCUGUCUGGAUCUACUGAAGGAUCCGGUGACUAUUCCCUGUGGACACAGCUACUGCAUGAAGUGUAUUCAAAACUUCUGGGAUGGAGAGGAUGAGAAGAGAAUCCACAGCUGCCCUCAGUGUAGGCAGACCUUCACACCGAGGCCUGUCCUGGUGAAAAACACCAUGUUAGCAGCUUUAGUGGAGGAACUGAAGAAGACUGGACUCCAAGCUGCUCCUGAUGAUCACUGCUAUGCUGGACCUGAAGAUGUGGCCUGUGAUGUCUGCACUGGGAGAAAACUGAAAGCUCUGAAGUCCUGUCUGGUCUGUCUGGCCUCUUACUGUGAGAAACACCUUCAGCCUCAUUAUGAAUUGCCUGUAUUUGCAAAACACAAGCUGGUGGAGCCCUCCAAGAAGCUCCAGGAGAACAUCUGCUCUUAUCAUGAUGAGGUGAUGAAGAUGUUCUGCCGUACUGAUCAGCAGUGUAUCUGUUAUCUCUGCUCUGUGGAUGAACAUAAAGGCCACGACACAGUCUCAGCUGCAGCAGAAAGGACUGAGAGGCAGAGAGAGCUCGAGGUGAGUCGACUAAACAUCCAGCAGAGAAUCCAGGACAGAGAGAAAGAUGUGAAGGAGCUCCAACAGGAGGUGGAGGCUAUCAAUGGCUCUGCUGAUAAAGCAGUGGAGGACAGUGAGAAGAUCUUCACUGAGCUGAUCCGUCUCAUGGAGAAAAGAAGGUCUGAUGUGAAGCAGCAGGUCAGAUCCCAGCAGGAAACUGAAGUGAGUCGAGUCAAAGAUCUUCAGGAGAAGCUGGAGCAGGAGAUCACUGAGCUGAAGAGGAAAGACAUCACUGAGCUGAAGAAGCUCUCACACACAGAGGACCACAACCAGUUUCUACACAACUACCCCUCACUGUCACGACUCAGUGAAUCUAUGGAGUUACCCUGCAAAAAAGUCCGUCCUCUGCAGCACUUUGAGGAUGUGACAGCUGCUGUGUCAGAGCUCAGAGAUAAACUACAGGACGUUCUGAGUGAGAAAUGGCCAAAGAUUUUACGGACAGUGACUGAAGUCGAUGCUUUGCUGUCACAACAACUGAGGACCAGAGAGGAAUUCCUACAGUACGCAUGUCCAAUCACACUGGAUCCAAGCACAUCACACCCCGGGAUGAAAUUAUCCAAUGGAAACCGUAAAGUAACAACCACGCAACAAGUCAAUCCGUUACAUUUUCAUUGCCCGAAUAAAUUUAUUCACAAUCAUCAGGUCCUGAGUACAGAGAGUCUGACUGGACGUUGUUACUGGGAGGUGGAGUGGGAUGCGUUAGUCACAAUAGCUGUUGCAUACAAGGAUAUUAGCAGAUCAGGGAGCUAUCGUGAAUGUGAAUUUGGACACAAUGACAAGUCUUGGGCGCUAUCUUGUCGUAUGGCCUAUCAUUUCAGACAUAACGAUAUCACUACUCCAGUCCCAGGAAAGUAUUCCUACAAAGUUGGAGUGUUCCUGGAUCAUAAGGCCGGUAUUCUGGCCUUUUACAACGUGAACGAUGACAUGACUCUCCUCCACAAAAUUCAGACCACAUUCACGCAGCCUCUCCACGCUGGACUUGCACUUCAUUAUUCUGGAGGAGACAAUGCCGAGUUGUGUGAGCUGAAGUAGACAGGAUGUGAAGUGGCAAUGGGUUAGUGUGCGUUCGUUUUUUUUAUGUUUAUUCUUGAGAUUUCUUUCCAAACACAUUAAAUAUGUUGGACAAUAGUUGCUGAAAACACGUGAAAAGACUUUGAACCAUAUAUCACUGAAAUGUGGAGUCAGAGGUUCAAACAGUUUUUCACCAGUUUU